UCUGAGCAGGGGCAGGACUAGGCUGGGUGAAGGAAUGUCUAAGCUCUGCUAGGACAGUCAGAGUGGCCUUGCUGACUGCUGUCCCACAUGCUCUUGGGGUCCUCAGGUUAAUGUUUUGGAGGUGCUGGAUACCUGCUGUAUCACUGCCUUAUUGCCUUGUGACUUCUGUGUUCCUGUGUUCCUUCUUUAGGGUCAGGAGACAGGGCAGGUGUCCUCUUGAGCUCUCCCUGGGUAAUAAGCUUGGGGUCUGCAGUGUCCCCUUCUCAGCAGGGUAGCCAGAUCCAUCUUCAGUCCCUCCUCCCUGUCAAGGGGGAAGUGAGAAGGAGGGGGGCCAGGGACCCUGCCUUCUGGGUCAAGAAGGCUAAAAAAAGCAGAAGUACAAGGAGUAACGGGGCCCUCUGGCCAUUGGCUUGAGCCCUACCAUGCAGACCCCGGCAGAUUUCCCCAGGGUUGAAAGAGAUUCGGCCUCCUGUCCCAGAAAGGUGAGCAGAAGGGUCUCCAGUAGUGUCUGUCACCAGGACUCUGGGAAAGGAAUAGUUUUGGGUGUGACUCUGUCCCCUGGGGUUUCUGGGUGGCCGCUUCUCUCCCCAGAGAGUGUUCUCAGUCAGAGACAGACAGAUGAGGGGGAAGUGCAGAUCUCAGGGUGGGUAAACCAGGGUUUCUGUGUGGUCUUUGCCCACCUCAGCCCCUCUCUGAGUCAUGCUUUCUGCCUAUCUCUCCACAAGGUUACACUCAGGGGCCAGGAGCUUUUUGGUUUUUUGGUGGGGUUGUUACACCCACUCCCCUAUCUAUCAGAGAGAGUCUCCUGAAGAUAGGAUUGAGUCUCUGAGGGUCAAGACCUGGAGUGGGAAGUCCCAGACUGGUCCUAGGAUUGAGGGAGAGGGAGGGUUUGGGUGGGCAGGAAGUGGCUCUGGCUGAUUAACCUACCCACCCAUCCUGGCACUUAAGACAGCUGAUACCAGUCAGGCAGGACCCAGAGGAGGGCCUUGAGCUCAAGUUGGUAAUGCCACUAGUUUUCUUUGAGCUUAGGUGUUACUAUCCUCUAGGCUUCAGUUUCCUGUUCCCAAAAAGGGGUUAACAGCUUUUGAGAUAUUUGGAUCAGAGUCAAAGCCAUCAGAGUGCCCUUAGUUGAUGAUGUUCUCAACCUCUACCUCAGUCUUGGGGCCACCCUCAGGGAAACACUAGGGAAACAGAAGACCCCAGACACUGCUGUGCUGAGUGCUGGGAGCUGGUAGUUUGUAUCCCCUUGUUUCUGUCCCCACCCCCAGGUAUACCAGCAACAACGACUCUGUCCUUUGCCUUUUCCUGGGGAUCCCUGCCCUGCCACCUGCUGUGUCUGCUCUGGGCAUCCAUCAGUCUUUGUGGACCUCACUCACUCUGACUCUCUUACUGCCCACCUGUUUCUGAUGUUGAGUUCCAGGCUGUCUUCACCGUUUGGGUACAAGCCACAUGUUAGGUGUCUGUUGGGUUUGUGUCCCUUUCUGUCUUUGCGUGUUGGGUUGUUAUUGCCAUCUGUCUCAUCUAAUGCAUUCCCGUGCCCUUCUCUUUGUGCCUAUUGAGUUCCUAUCCCCUCUGUCUCUGCAUGUUGGGUACAAGUCUCUGUCUACCUGUCUGUUAAACAGGAAUUGCUACUUCUCCCCACCUGAUGGAUAUGUGCUCCUCUGGACUCUGCUUUUAGGUACAUGUCUGCCUCUGCCUGUUGGAUAUGUGUACCUUUCUGCUUUUGCCUGUUGGGUACAGGUGCCUGUCCCUCUCUGCCUGUUAGGUAUGAGUACUUAUUCAUUCUUGCUGGAUAUAUUUGUAUAUGUAUAUAUGUAUAUGUAUCCCUUCCUGCCCCUGCCUGUUGGAUGCCCAUCUUAUUUAUUUAUUUUGGUAGUACUAGGAUUUGAAUUUAGGGCUUCAUGCUUGCUAGCAGGCGCUGUACACUUGAGCCAUUCCGCCAACCCUGGAUGCCCAUCUUUAUCUGUCUCCACCUGUUGGAUGCCUGUCUCUGCCUGUUGAGUGUCUCUCUUUAUCUGCUUGUACAUUGCUAGGCACCUGUCUUUGCCUGUUGGGUACCAGUCUUCUCAGCAGCUGGGUUGGCAUAGGACUUUCCCUCUGUAGGACCACGGGGAAGAUGGGGGAGAGGGCCUAAGGGCAGCCCUCAGGCACUGGGGAGGGGAGAAGAGAGAAGGGAACCGGGUGAGGGUGGAGGCCUGAAGCUAGGAAACCACAGGCCCUGAGUGAUUGGUUGCCCUGAGCUGGGCCCAGCCCCUGAGCCCGCACCCAGCACAUCCGCCUUGGCCCGGCCACCUCCGUGGCAGCCCCGGACGCCGUCUGCCCCUGCCAUGGUGCCAGCCCUACUGGGCGGAUGGAGCAGGAUCCCAAGCCGCCCCGUUUGCGGCUCUGGGCCCUGCUCCCCUGGCUGCCCAGGAAGCAGCGGCCUAGGAUCGGCCAGACCUCUCUGCCUGCUCCUGACUCUGGCUCUAGUUCUCGGCAGAACUUGGAUGAGGGCAUCCUCAAGGAGAUCUCCAUCACGCACCAUGUCAAGGCAGGCUCGGAGAAGGCUGAUCCAUCCCAUUUCGAGCUCCUCAAGGUUCUGGGCCAGGGAUCCUUUGGCAAAGUCUUCCUGGUGCGGAAGGUCACCCGGCCCGACAAUGGGCACCUGUAUGCCAUGAAGGUGCUAAAGAAGGCAACAUUGAAAGUACGUGACCGAGUUCGGACCAAGAUGGAAAGAGAUAUCCUGGCUGAUGUAAACCACCCAUUCGUGGUGAAGCUGCACUAUGCCUUCCAGACUGAGGGCAAGCUCUAUCUCAUUCUGGACUUCCUGCGUGGUGGUGACCUCUUCACACGGCUCUCAAAAGAGGUUAUGUUCACGGAGGAGGACGUGAAGUUUUACCUGGCCGAGCUGGCUCUGGGCCUGGACCACUUGCACAGCCUGGGCAUCAUUUACAGAGACCUCAAGCCUGAGAACAUCCUUCUUGAUGAGGAGGGUCACAUCAAACUCACUGACUUUGGCCUGAGCAAGGAGGCCAUUGACCACGAGAAGAAAGCCUACUCCUUCUGCGGGACAGUGGAGUACAUGGCCCCUGAAGUUGUCAACCGCCAGGGCCACACCCACAGUGCGGAUUGGUGGUCCUAUGGGGUGUUGAUGUUUGAGAUGCUGACAGGCUCCCUGCCCUUCCAGGGGAAGGACCGGAAAGAGACCAUGACCUUGAUUUUGAAGGCAAAGCUAGGCAUGCCCCAGUUUCUGAGCACGGAAGCUCAGAGUCUCCUGCGGGCCCUGUUCAAGAGGAAUCCUGCCAACCGGCUCGGCUCAGGCCCUGACGGAGCAGAGGAAAUCAAACGGCACAUCUUCUACUCCACCAUUGACUGGAAUAAGCUCUACCGUCGUGAGAUCAAGCCACCCUUCAAGCCUGCUGUGGCUCAGCCUGAUGACACCUUCUACUUUGACACAGAGUUUACAUCCCGCACACCCAGAGAUUCCCCAGGCAUCCCCCCCAGCGCUGGAGCCCAUCAACUGUUCCGUGGCUUCAGCUUUGUGGCCACUGGCCUGAUGGAGGAUGACGGCAAGCCUCGGGCCACACAGGCCCCCUUGCACUCCGUGGUACAGCAACUCCAUGGGAAAAACCUGGUUUUUAGUGAUGGCUACGUGGUAAAAGAGACGAUUGGUGUGGGCUCCUACUCUGUAUGCAAGCGUUGUGUCCACAAGGCCACCAACAUGGAGUAUGCUGUCAAGGUCAUCGACAAGAGCAAGCGGGAUCCCUCAGAAGAGAUUGAGAUUCUUCUGCGGUAUGGGCAGCACCCCAACAUCAUCACCCUGAAGGAUGUGUAUGACGAUGGGAAGCAUGUAUACCUGGUGACAGAGCUGAUGAGAGGCGGGGAACUACUGGACAAGAUCCUGCGGCAGAAGUUCUUCUCGGAGCGGGAGGCCAGCUUCGUCCUGCACACCAUCGGCAAGACUGUGGAGUACCUGCACUCACAGGGCGUUGUGCACAGGGACCUCAAACCCAGUAAUAUCCUGUACGUGGACGAGUCUGGGAACCCUGAGUGCCUGCGCAUUUGUGACUUUGGCUUUGCCAAGCAGCUGCGAGCUGAGAAUGGACUCCUCAUGACACCUUGUUACACAGCCAACUUUGUGGCACCUGAGGUGCUAAAGCGCCAGGGCUAUGAUGAAGGCUGUGACAUCUGGAGCCUGGGCAUCCUGCUGUAUACCAUGCUGGCAGGAUACACUCCAUUUGCCAAUGGGCCCAGUGACACACCAGAGGAGAUCCUGACCCGAAUUGGCAGUGGGAAGUUCACCCUCAGCGGGGGAAAUUGGAACACAGUUUCAGAGACAGCCAAGGACUUGGUGUCCAAGAUGCUACACGUGGACCCUCACCAACGCCUCACAGCCAAGCAGGUCCUCCAACACCCAUGGAUCACCCAAAAAGACAAGCUUCCCCAGAGCCAGCUGUCCCACCAGGACCUGCAGCUCGUGAAGGGAGCCAUGGCAGCCACGUACUCUGCACUGAACAGCUCCAAGCCCACCCCCCAACUGAAGCCAAUUGAAUCGUCUGUCCUGGCCCAGAGGCGAGUGAGGAAGCUGCCGUCCACCACCCUGUGAGCCACGGGACAGUGCUAGCUUGAUGGAGGCAGUUCCUUCUCAGAGGAGCAAGACAGCCACAGGGCCAGAGUCAGCUGGAGCCCUGAGGGGUCCGGGAAGCAGCCCACCCAGAUCACCCCAGCAAGGGUGUGAAGUGCCUUCUCCUUCCCCAAGAUGGACUCUUCUCACCUCAGGCUCUGCUGGGUGACAGUCACUGUACAAACUCUUACCUUUUUAAAGGCAAAAAUGGCAUCAGCCACCCUGGACUUUUAUAAGAUCCAUUUGCCUUUCUGGGAGCAGAAAUAGCCAGUGCAGCCCCAGGAGGGGCGCUGAGUCACACUGGGGUUCUCUGUGGCCAGGACUCCUUCUAGCAGCUUUGAGGCCCUAUCUUGGGGACUCCCACAGUUGGCCAUCUGGAGCCAUCUGCACACAACUCCAAGCAGCCCAGCGUCGCCUCUCAGAGCCACCGGCAGUUUAGCAGAACUCACUGUGUCCCCAGCCAGCUCCUUUUCCGUUCUGUUUGCUGGGGGUCUAGAGCCACUUUCUGUUAGAGCACGAGGACCCCACCCUGCCAGCUCCCUGCCCCAGGCACCAGCAUCCAUAUCGCCCGUGGUGGGCCCCUGAAGUGAGGUCAAGCAGCCCCAGAGAAAGGACAUGGAGAGCACUUUUUGGCAGACUUCUGGGUCUGCCUCUGGACAGAGUUCAUAGGAGGCCAGGGGGGUGGGCCACAAGGGACAGGGGCUUUUUUCAUUUCCUCCUCAGCUGGUAACUCAGGGUUCACCUGUCCAUGGCCUUCCUAAUAAACUUACAAUCAGGUCAAAGCACACUCUCUUCCACUUUUCACCCUUAAAUUUACUCUGUCUGCUAAUGGUGUUAAGGACUUUGGCAGCAACAGGAAAUGGGUCAGGGCCAAUUAGUCCAGCUGCUUGGAGCGCAGGUUAUUUGAGGAACGUGUGGGAAUCCCUCUUGCCCUGCCUACACAUUCCUGCCAGGGGAUUCCAUUAUGGUAUUGACAACAGUAACGAUAUUAUUAGCCACUAGUGACAAGUGCCAGGCAUUAUGCUUGGCUCUUUUAUUUUCUUCUUUUUCUUUUCCUCUUUCCCUCCCUCCCUCAUCGAUGGAAAUCAAACCCAGGGCCUCGUUCAUGCUAGACAAGUCCUCUACCAUUGAGCUUCAUCCCAGGCCCCUAUCUCAAUCUUAACAACUUUGUGAGGAAGAUGCUAUUAUGUUUUCAUCUGCAUUUUAUAGAUGGAGAAACAGGCUCAGAGAGGGAAAUGACAUUUUCUCAUUCAAUAUCUAUUUUCUGAGCAUCUGUUCUGGCCCUGGUCCAGACACUGGUGAAUCAAGCAGAGAACAAGGUCAUGGGUCUUACCCCCUAAUACAGGAAAUAGAUAGUUAACAGACCAAGGUCAGCUACUGAUAAGACAGUUGCAGAGAGUGAAAUUUGGAUAAGAGAUUGGGUCAGGGAAGGCUACUCUAGGGAGUGACCCAGAAGCUGAGUAGUGAAAAGGAGCCAGCUGAGAGCAGGAGGCAGAGGGCAGAGUUUGGACAAAGACCCCCCAAGAGGGAAGCAGUCUGGGCCUGUGCAGGGACCAGAGAGGAAGCUGAUGGUAGAUAUGACCUCAGAGCCAGGGGUUUGCACAGGAUGAGGUUGGAAAGGAGCAGGGACCAGUUGUGCUGCACUUGUAAGCCAGGGUUGGGCAUCGGGGUUUUCAUUCUAAAUCAGAAUGUAAGCUUGUCGCUGGGGACAUAGCUCAAGUAGUAGAGUACAUACGUAGUGUGAGGCCCUGAGUUCAAACCUCAGUACUGUCAAAAUCGUUGACUAGCCACAGUGACUCACACUGAGCAGAAAUUCCUCUACUCGGGAGGUGGAGAUUAGAAGGAUCACAGUUCAAGACCAGUCUGGGCAGAAAGUAAGCAAGACCCAAUCUUAACCAACCAGCCUGGCAUGGUGGUGCAGCCUGUGAUCUCAGCUGGGGGCUGUAGGUAGAAGAAUCAAGGUCCAAGGCUAGCCCCUGGCAAAAACCUGAGAUCCCAUCCAAAAUAUAACCAAAGCAAAAUAGAGCUGAGAGUGUGGCUCAAGUGGCAGAGCACCUGCCCAGCAACCACAAGGCCCUGAGUUGAAACCCCAGUACUGCCAAAAAAAAAAAAACUUAGGAACUAGGAGCGUAGUUUGAUGGUAGAAUAUGUGUUUAGUGUUUGUGAGGCCCUGGUUCAAUCCCUAGCACCAAAAAAAAAAGUAUAUAUAUAGUAUACAUGCAUAUAG
This is a messenger RNA of Castor canadensis (American beaver), 6830 nucleotides long. RefSeq names its product ribosomal protein S6 kinase A1 (gene Rps6ka1). Lineage: Eukaryota; Metazoa; Chordata; Mammalia; Rodentia; Castoridae. Gene Ontology annotation, molecular function: ATP binding; magnesium ion binding; protein serine/threonine kinase activity. Gene Ontology annotation, biological process: protein phosphorylation; intracellular signal transduction. The record is from RefSeq and is a predicted model, not a curated record.